CGCUGCCUGUGCAGGGCCCCUCGGGCCCCGACCCUGCGGACCGCGCAGCCAUGCUGCACCUGCUGGCGCUCCUCCUGCACUGCCUCCCGCGGGCCGCUGCGGACUACGACAUCUGCAAAUCCUGGGUGACCUCGGACGAGGGUCCCACCUGGGAGUUCUACGCCUGCCAGCCCAAGGUGAUGCGCCUGAAGGACUAUGUCAAGGUGAAGGUGGAGCCCUCGGGCAUCACAUGUGGAGACCCCCCAGAGAGGUUCUGCUCGCACGAGAACCCCUACUUGUGCAGCAACGAGUGUGACGCCUCCAACCCCGACCUGGCCCACCCGCCCAGACUCAUGUUCGACAAGGAGGACGAGGGGCUGGUCACCUACUGGCAGAGCGUCACGUGGAGCCGCUACCCCAGCCCCCUGGAGGCCAACAUCACCCUGUCAUGGAACAAGAGCGUGGAGCUGACGGACGACGUGGUGGUGACCUUCGAGUACGGCCGGCCCACCGCCAUGGUCCUGGAGAAGUCCCUGGACAACGGGCGCACGUGGCAGCCCUACCAGUUCUACGCCGAGGACUGCGUGGAGGCCUUCGGCAUGCCCGCCCGCCGCGCCCGCGACCUGUCGUCGUCGGGCGCCCACCGGGUGCUGUGCACCGAGGAGUACUCGCGCUGGGCGGGCUCCAAGAAGGAGAAGCACGUGCGCUUCGAGGUGCGCGACCGCUUCGCCAUCUUCGCUGGCCCCGACAUGCGCAACAUGGACAACCUCUACACGCGGCUGGAGAGCGCCAAGGGCCUCAAGGAGUUCUUCACCCUCACCGACCUGCGCAUGCGGCUGCUGCGCCCGGCGCUGGGCGGCACCUACGUGCAGCGGGAGAACCUCUACAAGUACUUCUACGCCAUCUCCAACAUCGAGGUCAUCGGCAGGUGCAAGUGCAACCUGCACGCCAACCUGUGCGCGGUGCGCGAGGGCAGCCUGCAGUGCGAGUGCGAGCACAACACCACCGGGCCCGACUGCGGCAAGUGCAAGAAGAACUUCCGCACCCGCUCCUGGAGGGCCGGCUCCUACCUGCCGCUGCCCCACGGCUCUCCCAACGCCUGUGCUGCUGCGGGCUCGGUGGGCACUGUGUUUCUAACCCCUCCAAGCUGUGGGCGCCCGCACCCUGCCCUUGCCGAGGCCUCCGGACCUUUCCGGCUUAAGCCCAAAUCUCCCAUGAUGCCUCCUGGAGAACUCCCAGACUGCGAGUGCUACGGCCACUCCAACCGCUGCAGCUACAUCGACUUCCUCAACGUGGUGACGUGCGUCAGCUGCAAGCACAACACGCGGGGCCAGCACUGCCAGCACUGCCGCCUGGGCUACUACCGCAACGGCUCGGCCGAGCUGGACGACGAGAACGUGUGCAUCGAGUGUAACUGCAACCAGAUCGGUUCCUUGCACGACCGCUGCAACGAGACGGGCUUCUGCGAGUGCCGCGAGGGCGCUGUGGGCCCCAAGUGUGACGACUGCCUGCCCACGCACUACUGGCGCCAGGGCUGCCACCCCAACGUGUGCGACGACGACCAGCUGCUCUGCCUGAACGGCGGCACCUGCUUGAAGAACCAGCGCUGCAACUGCUCGCGCGGCUACACGGGCCUGCACUGCGAGCAGCCGCGCUGCGGCCCCGCCGGCGACGCCGGCGACCUGGACUGCGACCGCGCGCCCGCGGCCGCCCCGCGCCCCGCCACCCUGCUCGGCUGCCCGCUGCUGCUGGGGCUGGCCGCCCUCCUGGCCUGCUGA
This is a messenger RNA of Talpa occidentalis (Iberian mole), 1757 nucleotides long. It is a transcript of the gene NTNG2, whose product is annotated as netrin G2. NCBI's taxonomy places the organism in Eukaryota, Metazoa, Chordata, Mammalia, Eulipotyphla, Talpidae. The transcript has 8 exons. The record is from RefSeq and is a predicted model, not a curated record. Bases 51 to 1757 code for a protein of 568 amino acids.